AUGAUGCAAAUUGAUCUUGGAAAUUACAACAGCCUCUGGACUCUAAUUUAUGUAUUUUUGGUCAAUUUCUUUUGGCACAGCGCGGAAAAAAGCAACAUAGGAAACGUAGUUAGUGACAGCCUUAGUCCCCUCAGCUAUGGCAUGCUUCCCGAGCUCCCCGGGCAGGACAAGCUUGACUGCCGCCUGAAUCUCCCUGGACGACAUCGUUUUCCGGCCGGCGUGCCCCUGCAGCCGCGCCGCCUCCUCCGCCAGCCGCUCGAACAUGUCCACCAUCAGGUUGUUCACCACCGUCAUUGCCUUUGA
Messenger RNA from Striga asiatica, 303 nucleotides. NCBI's taxonomy places the organism in Eukaryota, Viridiplantae, Streptophyta, Magnoliopsida, Lamiales, Orobanchaceae. The record is from the annotation of a GenBank genome assembly.